AUGGAUCCAAUACAGCCUCCUUUCCUCUUCCGCAUCGACGAGAUCUCAGAACGCUCGGAUAUAGUCCCCCCUCGGCUGGACAAAGAAGGAAGAUGGAAUCCCUCUAGCAAACCUGGUUCACAUAUUAGGACGGCUGGAGGAGUCUCCGGGCAGUGGUUCUAUCUGGAUGGACAAUCGAUACGACAGAUAGAUGCGUUGCCCGAGACGGGUUGUGAGCAUCAUUCGACCAUGAGUGUCUAUUAUUCUGCAGGAUUAGGAUUUUGGAUCAUGAAAGGAGAUGCAACUGCUAUUGCAGAUGAGCGUGAAAGCGCCUGGCAUACUCCUAAAUUCGACCACAUAAGUCGGGACUACUCGUCCUUCAUCACGUACCAGGGCCCGAACGUGAAUCUCCGAAUCCAGAGGAGCGACCAAACCUGGCCUGCCUUCCUGCUCCCAGACAUAUACCACACGUCCGAGCGAACGGACGCAAAACACCUUGGAGGAUUGACGGGAGAAUUGCCAAUUUUUAUUGCCUUUUUGGCUUUGGCAACAAGGCCCGAAUGGCUUGCCAAUGCGAUACCAAUACUAUUCUCGGAGGGAUCGUGGAAGGUCCAUUCCUAUGUAUCUCCGCGACAACACAAGAGAGGAGUUGUUGUGAGCGUAUACAGCGCGCCUUUCACCUGGAAUGGUGGAUCGAACAAGGCUACGUUGACACAAUACGAAGAUGGAGAUUCUGGGAACUUCUUCUCCUGA
Messenger RNA from Aaosphaeria arxii CBS 175.79, 732 nucleotides. RefSeq lists its product as uncharacterized. The transcript has 2 exons. The record is from RefSeq and is a predicted model, not a curated record. The coding region runs from base 1 to 732 and encodes 243 amino acids. NCBI's taxonomy places the organism in Eukaryota, Fungi, Ascomycota, Dothideomycetes, Pleosporales.